AUCAACUCCGAACUUUGUAGCGAUCGAUCGAUCAAUCCCCCGACACUUCUCCUCUUUCCGGUCCCCAAUUCGAUCUCUUCUUCUACUUCUUCGCGUCGGGAUCGAUCUCUGCAUCACCACAGCAUAAAAAGGUGUAAUGGCAGGGGGGAGCGAGUCGGAGCCGGCGAAGGUGCUGCUGCCAUAUCUCCAGAGAGCUGACGAGCUCCAGAAGCACGAGCCCAUCGUCACCUAUUAUUGUCGGCUGUACGCGAUGGAUCGUGGGCUUAAGAUCCCCAAGAAAGAGCGCACCAAGACCACCGACGCCAUCCUUGUCUCUCUCAUGAACCAGCUUGAGAAGGACAAGAAAUCGUUAAAAUUAGGACCAGAUGACAAUCUUUAUGUGGAGGGUUUUGCAUUGAAUCUUUUUGCAAAGGCAGAUAAGCAAGAUCGGGCUGGGAGAGCUGACUUGAAUACUGCAAGAACAUUUUAUGCAGCCAGCAUUUUCUUUGAGAUUUUGAAUCAAUUUGGUAAACUUCAUCCUGAAAUUGAGCAGAAGCAGAAGUAUGCAGUUUGGAAAGCUGUAGAUAUAAGGAAAGCUUUGAAGGAAGGAAGAAAGCCUGAACCAGGCCCUCCUGGUGGUGAUGACGUGUCAACCUCACCAAGAAGCACAUGUGAUUUGGGUCCAAGUGAGAGCUUUCCAUCUAGCCAACCAGGUGGCGACACAUCAUCUCCGCAUAUAAAUGAGAGUCUAGGAAGAAGUAAGGGCUUCCAGAAUAGCCACGGAGGUGCUGAUAUAUCAUCACAACACUCCGAAAUAAUUAAUACAGACUUCUCUAGUCAAGCACCUUCAACAACUUAUGCUACCACUGAGCAUCCUACUAAUGGUCUCCAUCAGUUUCCACCAACAAACAGGCCUGAAUACACUGUUUACCCUCGACACUACGAUCCCCGAUCCUAUCCAAAUGAACAACAACCUGUUCCACAAAAUUAUCACUCACCCAAAAAUCCUAGUCCCAACUAUUGUUACCCUAAUUUUCAGUCUUGCCCAAGUUAUCAUGACAGCACGUUCCCAGCAGCACCCACACAUCAGCCUGCUUUCCACCAUGGCCCUGACGUUGCCUCCUCUCACCAUUCAGCUCCAUCUUUUCCCAAUUACCCAUCAACUGUGCCGUUCAGUGGCAAUGGCAAUGGCAAUGUGAACCAUGCUGUGCCCCCAGCCCCAUCUGUUGAUAAUUACAAGUAUGACAGCAAUUACCAGCCGUCUGUAGAGAAGAUUGGAGAAGCUCACAAGGCAGCAAGGUUUGCUGUGGGUGCUCUUGGAUUUGACGAUGUCCCUGUUGCGGUGGAUUUCCUUCGGCGCUCUCUUGAACUAUUGACCAAUCCUUCAGCUGAGAUUCAUUAGGUGUAAGUGUCCACGCUCUUUCUUAAAAACUGCAAUUGUAUUUUCUGUACAUAAUAUUUGGUUUGGCGGCAUGUGAUGUUGUUUAUAUGGAUAGUUUUUCUUCUCUAAACCCCGACAUUUGUACGUUGCUGAAACUCAUGGAUCAUGUUAUGUUCUUUGUAUUUCUAUUUUGUUUAUGUAAUAUGAUAAUAUGAGGAUUAAAAGAAGAGCAG
This is a messenger RNA of Musa acuminata subsp. malaccensis (wild Malaysian banana), 1593 nucleotides long. RefSeq names its product protein HOMOLOG OF MAMMALIAN LYST-INTERACTING PROTEIN 5. The record is from RefSeq and is a predicted model, not a curated record. Gene Ontology annotation, cellular component: multivesicular body. NCBI's taxonomy places the organism in Eukaryota, Viridiplantae, Streptophyta, Magnoliopsida, Zingiberales, Musaceae. Gene Ontology annotation, biological process: late endosome to vacuole transport via multivesicular body sorting pathway.